Trichomonas vaginalis G3 is the source of this 1425-nucleotide messenger RNA. Its product is annotated as ABC transporter type 1, transmembrane domain domain-containing protein. Gene Ontology annotation, molecular function: ATP binding; ATP hydrolysis activity; ABC-type transporter activity. Lineage: Eukaryota; Parabasalia; Trichomonadida; Trichomonadidae. The transcript has a single exon. The coding region runs from base 1 to 1425 and encodes 474 amino acids. Gene Ontology annotation, cellular component: membrane. Gene Ontology annotation, biological process: transmembrane transport. The record is from RefSeq and is a predicted model, not a curated record.
AUGGAAAGCGAUGUUACAUACAUUGAUAGGAAUUCCAUUGGUGAUUCAUUGAAUUUAUUAAAUGAAGAUCCGGCCCAAAUUUCAUCUGUAUUUAACUUCUCAAAAUAUAUGCAAUUAAGAAAUAUUGGCCAAAUUAUUGCAUUCGUUUUUACAGGAUUCACAAUUAGUGCUCCAUUAACUUUAUUUGCAAUGUUCAUGUCAAUUUUCACAACAUAUAUCUUUCAUAAGAUUAGAGAUUAUGCAGUCAACAACAUUAGAGCAAAAUUCAAAGUGAAUGCAGCAGCUAUGACAGUUUGUUUAGAAACGAUUUCAAAUCCAAGAACAGUUUACUUUUUCGAUCAGGAAGAAAGAAGCAUAAACAAGUAUUAUACGAUUGUUGAUCGUGUUUGCCAACUUGAAAGAAUCUUUCACGGAAUCUUUUCAAUUUCAUUUGGUGGAGAACGUACAUUUAAUGAAGGAACAUUUGCUGUAGUGUUAUCAUUUGGUGGAUAUCUUGUGAUUAGUGAUAGAAUGUCUGGAGGAAACCUUGUUGCAAUGUUGAGAAUUAUCAGCUCAUUUUCAUUUUUGUUUGGUCUUUUGAUGGGAACAGCCAAUAAUGAGGCAAGAAGUAUGGAAGCAGCAAAUAGAGUAUUUAAUUUAUUAGAAAAUACUCAGACUGUUGACUUGAAGAAAGGUUUAGAACCAGAAUCAUUGAAAGGAGAUAUCGAAUUCAAGAAUGUUUGGUUCAAAUAUCCAACUCGUGAUCAGUGGGUUCUUAAGAAUGUUUCAUUCAAAAUCAAUUCAGGCGACAUCGUUGCAUUUGUUGGACACAGUGGCUGUGGAAAGAGUACUAUUGUUCAGUUACUUCUCAGGUUCUAUGAUGUCAAUUCAGGUGAAGUCUUGAUUGAUGGUCGAAACAUCAAAGAAUAUUCACCAUCAUUCAUUCAUCGAAACAUCGGUGUUGUUCAACAAGACAGUGCAUUAUUCACACUUAGUGUUCGAGACAACAUUUUAUAUGGCAAGACAGACUCAACGAACGAAGACGUCGAGAAUGCUGCUAAAGUUGCAUUUGCACACAACUUCAUCAUAAAACUUCCACAUCAAUACGAUUCCAUGGUUGGUGAGAAAGGCACAACACUGAGUGGUGGACAGCGCCAACGAAUUGCCAUUGCACGUGCUGUUCUCAAGAAUCCAUCUCUCCUCAUCACAGACGAAGCGACAGCGGCACUUGACUCAGUGAGUGAGAAGAAAGUCGAGAAAGCACUUCGUUCAGUGAUGUCAUCACGAACAUCUAUUAUCAUUGCACACCGCCUUGGUACGAUCCGAUGUGCAUCACACAUCUUUGUUCUCGAUGACGGCGAAGUUGUUGAAGAAGGCAGUCACGACGAACUCAUUUCACGAAGAGGUGUUUACUACGAACUUGUUAAAAUCCAACUCGAUGCAUAA